AUGAGAGCCUUUUUGCCGCAUAUGAUGGACCGAAAUCAUGGGCAAAUCGUCGCUAUCGGAUCGAUUUGUAGUCAUUAUGGAGAUUAUCUUGGAACUGCCUAUUGCACAGCUAAAUUUGCAAUCCGCGGAUUAAUGGAAACGCUUCAAAUGGAACUUUAUGAAGAGAAGAAAAACGGGAUAGUAUUGACAACCAUUUAUCCGUAUUUCGUUGAUACAGCACUUAUUUCAAACAAUAUGACAGAACCGUUCAGCACAUUUUACGAUGUCAUACCAUUGGAUAAAUGCGUUGAAGAAAUUUUGGAUGCAAUUCUAAAGGAACGGAUGUAUUAUUUUAUUCCACAAUCUCUAGCAUUCUUGUGUAAUGCUGCAAAAUGGUUUGUUAAAUCUUCAAAAGAUAGUAAUAGGUCAAACGGAGAAAGAAGCGAAAGGGGAUCUUAG
Messenger RNA from Loa loa (African eye worm), 438 nucleotides. RefSeq lists its product as hypothetical. The transcript has 4 exons. The record is from RefSeq and is a predicted model, not a curated record. Gene Ontology annotation, cellular component: lipid droplet. Lineage: Eukaryota; Metazoa; Nematoda; Chromadorea; Rhabditida; Onchocercidae. Bases 1 to 438 code for a protein of 145 amino acids. Gene Ontology annotation, molecular function: oxidoreductase activity, acting on the CH-OH group of donors, NAD or NADP as acceptor.